AUACCAUACCGCAGCAUCUCGUGACGUGUUCCCGUAGUUCAGCGACAUUCAUAAUAACAUACCACAGCGAAUAUGAUGGAUAAUAAUGACGAUUGCCAGUCCAUUUUUUCACCACCGACUGGAUUGAUAAGAGACAUAUUCCGGUCGGUGAACUGCUUAAUGCCUACCCCAUUUAUUGGAUGUAGGAUUCACCUGCUGGCUAAGACGAUUGGACUGGGGUUACCAAUCACGUCGAUGUUUAAAGUAAACACCGGCGGCCCCAAGCCAAGUGGCAUGUGGAUUUCGAGUUUUUACAAAGUAACGGAAUGGCAGGGUCUGGACGCGUCCGUCAUGACUGACUUCAACCCCAAGUCGGGUAAAUGGAGUUUUGAAGCGAUCAGUCGAAUGGAAAUUUAUAAAAACUGGUUGGACGUGUCCUUGGCCGGACAGGUGUGCAGAUGGUGUAGUCCGAUCAAAUGUGCAAUCAAUUUAGACUACUGGUUUCCGGACCGUACUCUGUCCUUGUCAAUCGAUCCAGUAUUGAAAGACUGUUCCUUUCAAAUUUUACAAUCCGUGACAAAUGAGCUUUCGUUGGGUUUGAUUUUGGCGUUCAAAAGGAACACUCCGUGCGAUUUAGACAAAUCUCAUUUACAGCCAAAACUGGUAGCCAAGUACGCAGGGCCCUCUUACCUGGUCAGUGGUAGGUUAAAUAUGGCAAGUGGGGCAACCAAACUGGCGUACUAUCGUCAUUGCACUGAUUGGCUGCAAACGGGCACCACAAUCAACCUGGACCCGGCCUGUUCAGAGGUCAUUUCUCGAUUAGCCUUUCGCAUCAUUUCGGAUACGUCCGUGUUCAGGGCCGCUAUCGACACGAAAGGCAUUGUCAGCAGCUUAUGGGAAAAGCGGCUGCGGGAGGAUCGGCUGACCGUGUCGCUGAGCUCGUUCCUCAAUCACUCGGUGGACAACUACGGAGUGGGCAUCGGGCUGUCGUUCGAGUAA
This is a messenger RNA of Melanaphis sacchari, 978 nucleotides long. RefSeq lists its product as uncharacterized. Gene Ontology annotation, biological process: protein import into mitochondrial matrix. The transcript is spliced from 2 exons. Lineage: Eukaryota; Metazoa; Arthropoda; Insecta; Hemiptera; Aphididae. The coding region runs from base 73 to 978 and encodes 301 amino acids. Gene Ontology annotation, molecular function: transmembrane protein transporter activity. The record is from RefSeq and is a predicted model, not a curated record. Gene Ontology annotation, cellular component: mitochondrial outer membrane translocase complex; mitochondrial outer membrane.